UACACAACAUUUCCUGCUUUUAAGACUUGGCGCAGGUUUUUGAGAAGUUUUAAUGAUAUAAAAAUUUCACUUUCUCACUUUCUUUUAUUCCGUAUUUUUUCUUUUAUUCCACAUUUUGCCGGAUUUGUUAGAUUUGUGCAGAUUUGAGCAGCGAGAUGAAGCUGAAAAGUAAUAAGAAGCCAGAAUUCCCCUGGUUCGGUCUGGAUAUUGGUGGCUCUCUGGUGAAGCUGGUGUACUUCGAGCCAAACGACAUGACGGAGGAGGAAGAAGAGGAGCUGGAGAGCUUACGGACGAUCUGCUCGUACCUCAGAGCCAACACGCUGUACAGGAAGUGCGCCGUGCAGGACAUUCAGCUGGAGCUACGUGACCUGUGCGUGUGCGGACGAGUCGGAACGCUGCACUUUAUCCGCUUCCAAACAGCCGACGUCACGCCGUUCCUCGCCGCCGUGCAAGAGAAAACGAUCGGCAAGCUCCAAGGGACGAUCUGCGCCACUGGGGGCGGGGCAUACAAGUUUGAGAACGACUUCAGGACGAUGGCGGGUGUGGAGUUAGCAAAGCUGGACGAGUUGGACUGCCUGAUCCGCGGGCUGCUCUAUUUGGACUCGGUUGGGUUUAACGGAAAACAAGAGUGUUAUUAUUUUGAGAACCCGACCGACACGCAGCGCUGCGUGAAGCGGCCAUGUUGUCUGGAGAACCCGUUCCCCAUGCUGCUGGUCAACAUCGGGUCGGGUGUCAGCGUCCUCGCCGUUUACUCCGAGAAGAAACACAAACGCAUCACCGGCACCAGUCUGGGUGGGGGAACGUUUCUGGGUCUGUGCUGUCUGUUGACCGGCUGUGAGACGUUUGAGGAAGCACUGGAGAUGGCGAGUAAAGGAGACGGAAACAACGUGGACAAACUGGUGAAGGAUAUUUACGGAGGAGAUUAUCAACGGUUCAGCCUCCAGGGGUCCACUGUCGCCUCCAGUUUUGGUCACAUGAUGAGUAAGGAGAAGAGGGACAGCAUCUCUAAAGAAGACCUGGCCAGAGCCACGCUGGUCACCAUCACCAACAACAUCGGCUCCAUCGCACGCAUGUGUGCCGUCAACGAGAAAAUCGACAGGGUGGUGUUUGUCGGGAAUUUCUUGCGGAUCAACACGCUGUCGAUGAAGCUGCUCGCCUACGCCAUGGACUUCUGGUCAAAAGGACAACUGAAGGCUCUUUUCCUAGAGCACGAGGGAUACUUCGGAGCAGUCGGAGCUUUCCUCGAGCUCGUAAAGUCGUCUGAGGAUUCCUGAGAAACGCCUCGCGUCUCCGCCUGAUGUUAACGUGUAAACUGUAAAUAACCUUUAAAGCUGUUAUUAUUGUAAGAUAAAGAUGUUUUUAUCACUAAUUCACUCUGAAGAGAGAUUUUUUUUUCAGCAGUGUUUUUGUAACAUGUAUAAAGUGUGGGUUUAUUCUGGAGGAAGAAAAAAAAUCAUGAUCAUUACGUGUCAGUGUGUCACUGAUAUUCUUACAAUUUACAACAAAAAAAUAUGCAAAUGAGAUUUUGUCUAAUUAACUACGCAAAAUGUUGCAUACUACAAAAAUAAUCUAGUUUUUUUGAUGCUAGAAUUAAUAUUUAUGUCACUGUGAAGAUUUUUCUUUAACAAUUCCGUUAUUGUUUAAUCAAGAAAACUUUAUAAAACUUUUAUAAAAAUACAUUUUGUCCUUUUUCAGUAUAAAAUCUAACAUUCCAGCGAUAAAUAAUCAACAUUUUCAGAAAUUCCUCUUUGAUUUAUUUCUAAUUAGGGAUAAGAAUGAACGCAUGCGUCUCAUCUACAAACUGAAAUUUUUGGUUAUGAAUGUUGAAAAAAAAAAAUCAGUAAACAAGGUUUUUAUGGAGAAGGAACGUGGCGUGAUGAUGAAGUGGGCGGAGCUUAACAUCUUCAAAAGUGCGAAUUCUAUUUAAUUUUUUUUUAUUCAUAAUGUUUUAAGAGAAAACAUGUUUAUAGAUUAAAUUCAUCCAGAAAUCUAAAAAAUUCAUCAUCUUUUGAAUUGCUUAACCUAGAUAUAAGAUAUCUACUGCGCAUCUUUACUUUUAUAAAUUAAAAUAUUUUAAAUCUGAAAUAUUUUAACCCUUUUAAGUCAAUUAAUGACUUUUUUUUUUAUAAUUUAAGAAAAUAUAAGAUGUAAAUCACCUCCAAAUCACUUGAACAUUACUGUAAAUUAACAUAAACUUCCGUAAGACUAUUUAUUGUUCUCAAUCUUUAUUUACUUUGUACAUAAAAUAAAAAAAAUAAAUAACAAAAGACUGAAUGUAAAAAAUGUUUUGGUGCCGGAUUCCACUGAUCAGCUUAGAUUUUUAAAAACUAAACUUUUUUGUUUUGUUUUGUUUUUGUGUUGUUUUUGGCAAGAUGAUUUUUUUUACCUCCUUGUCAUGCAACAAUUCUAAACUGUGUAAAUUUUUUUAUGUUAUGAAAUAAUAUUUUCUAAUAUUUUUGUCUUCAACAUUACAUAUUUUAGACCUGAAUGUUAAAAAACACGGACAUUUAAAGAUUAAUUUCUUUAAAAAAAAUUAUUUCAGGCAUAUUGUUUUAACCUUUUACUUCCAUUCAAGUUUUAUUAUAUGUAUAUAUAAUAUUUAUUAUAAGUAAUAUUUAGACAGAGUCCAAAUUCACAUAUCAUGUAAUUUUAAGAAAAAAAAAGAUAUAUAAAAGAAUGUGGAUAUGCAUAUAAAUUAUUUAUGCAUGAAAGAGUUAAAAAGUAUAAAUAAAGUCUGAAACUGAAGCUUGUACUGUGAACGCAGUGAUUUUUUUUUUCCAUUUAAAUGUAGCUUCAUUUCUGUACGUAUUUUUUUUUUUAAAAAAGAUAUGUGUUGUAUUUUCCAUGAAAAAAAUCAGAAAGGAAAUAAUUUUAUUUAAAUAAAUGUAAAUUUUUCUUUAUUUUUAUUUGUAAUGUAUGCAAGAUUGUAAAUGAUGAGGUUUUUACGUGGAAACUGGAGGAAUAAAAUGUCACUUUACUAAAAAUGUAAAAAAAAAAAAAAAAAAAUUGCAUGUCUGCUGUUCAUGUCUGUGUUUUAAAUAUUAUAAUAUUUUUUUUUUCAUCCUUCAUUUGGUGCUUUUUAUUGUUUUUAUAAUCACUGAUCUGUGAUAUUUGACUAAACAAUUAAAAAAAAAUUGUGUUGUAUUGGAAACAGUGGAUCUGAUUAUGUGUUGACUUUGGAAAAGAUAUUUAGAAGUAGAAAUAAAUGAUAAAAAUAUA
Molecule: messenger RNA, 3219 nt
Organism: Pangasianodon hypophthalmus (striped catfish)
Lineage: Eukaryota; Metazoa; Chordata; Actinopteri; Siluriformes; Pangasiidae
Gene: pank1a
Product: pantothenate kinase 1a
Exons: 7
Coding region: 156-1274 (372 amino acids)
Biological process (GO): coenzyme A biosynthetic process
Cellular component (GO): cytosol; nucleus
Molecular function (GO): pantothenate kinase activity; ATP binding
Source: RefSeq, a predicted model, not a curated record